AUGCCUAUGUCCGACCUCCUAGUGGACGGAGCCGCAAAGCAUGAGCUCCUGUCUUUCAUGGACGACCACGCUAGUUACAACCAAAUCUUCAUAGCCGAGGAAGAUGUCCAUAAGACGGCAUUCAGAUGUCCAAGCGCAAUCGGGACUUAUGAAUGGGUAGUCAUGCCAUUCGGCCUGAAGAACGCCGGCGCAACGUACCAACGAGCUAUGAACCUUAUUUUCCACAACCUAAUUGGCCGAACCUUUCAGGUCUACAUCGACGACGUUGUUGUAAAAUCCCCAUCCAAAGCUGACCACGUGGGGCAUCUCCGACAGGCUUUCAAUCGCAUGCGGGCACAUGACCUAAAGAUGAACCCUAAGAAAUGUGCUUUCGGCGUCACCGCCGGGAACUUUCUCGGUUUCUUGGUUCACCAACGAGGGAUCGAGGUGGACAAAAAUAAAGCCCCGGCCAUUAUGGCAGCACCUCCGCCAAGGACCAAGAAGGAACUCCAGUCCUUCCUCGGUAAGGUCAACUUUUUAAGACGGUUCAUAUCCAAUUUGGCAGGAAAAAUCCAGCCGUGGACUCCUCUGCUCAAACUGAAAGACAUGGAAUGGUUCGUAUGGGGGGCAGAACAUCAAGCGGCCCUCAACGACAUCAAGAAAUAUUUAUCUCAACCACCGGUCCUUAUGCAGCCGAAAAGAGGGAAACCCUUGAGGCUUUACAUUUCGGCUUCAGUGGGCUCUAUCGGUUGUCUGCUAGCUCAGAACAACGAAUCUGAGCGAGAACAAGCAGUGCACUAUCUGUGCCGCACCCUUAACAUGGUUGAGCUAAACUAUUCACCGAUCGAGAAAUUAUGCUUGGCACUUUAUUUUGCGGCCACCAAGUUGCGCCAUUAUAUGCUUCAUUCGGUUGUUCAAAUCAUCUCCAAGACCGACCUCAUCAAAUACAUGCUCGCUCAGCCGGAUCGGGAAGUGGACGAUGGCAUUGCAUUGGCCAAUUUCUUGGCCCACCACCCGGCUCAGGGGCAAGAAGAAGAGUUGGAGGUCGAGAUCAGCAUGGCCCGCAUGGAGAAGAACUAUUGGACCAUGUACUUCGAUGGCUCCAGUACCGAGACUAGAUCUGGGGCCGGGGUCGUAAUCGAGUCCCCCCAAGGACAAAGGUGGCAAUUUGCGUUCCAACUUGAUUUCAAAUGCACCAAUAAUCAGGCCGAAUAUGAAGCGCUCAUCAUCGGUCUCGAAAUUCUAAAAGAAAUGAAGGCAACCCGAGUCCUGGUCUACGGUGAUUCUCAGCUAGUAAUUAACCACUGA
This is a messenger RNA of Prunus armeniaca (apricot), 1287 nucleotides long. Lineage: Eukaryota; Viridiplantae; Streptophyta; Magnoliopsida; Rosales; Rosaceae. The record is from the annotation of a GenBank genome assembly.